AUGGGCUCCAUAAAAAGCAGUUUAAGUUUGAAACAACAGGAUAAAGAUCGCUCAAGUGGCUUGGAGUCCGACGAAGAGUAUCGCGACCGAUGGAUUACAAUAAGAGUAGUGUAUUUCAGUGGCUUUCUGAUGUUCCUUUCGUUUGGCGUGGUCGCAACCGGGCUGUGGCCGUAUCUGGAAAACAUGGAUCCAACGGCAAGGAAAACAUUCUUGAGUGCUUUAUUUGCUGCUCCACCUGCGGGCCAGUUACUUUUUAGCCCACUGAUUGGAUGGUGUUCGACUAGGUUGUCGUCGAUAAGGAUUCCGUUCGUGCUGUUGACUGUUUUGUUUAUACUCGCCAACGGCCUGUACAGUGUGAUAGAGCUAUUUCCCGUGCCGUAUCGAAAGUUUGUGAUGUUAUUUUCCCGAUUCAUGUUUGGCAUUGCAACGUCCAUCAAUACGCUAAGUCGAGCUUACCUUUCAACGGCCACUAAAAUGUGCGAACGUACUCAGGCCAUAUCGAUGAGUUCGUUUGCCCAAACACUUGGUCUAGCUGUUGGGCCUAUCAUCCCAGCAUCGGUAUCAGCUGUUGGUGAGGUUGGGUUCACAAUAUGUGGUGUUCGGUUCAACAUGUACACAUUGGGUGGAUGGAUUUGUGCUGCGGUCGGUGCGGUUUACAUUAUUUUUUUAAAUCCAUCCUACUUCAAACACUGCAACAUCGCUGCAAAAGAGGCUUUGCGGAAAUGUGGUGGUACAGUUGAGAAGGAUACCCGGCAACCGUUGAACUUCUUUUCUAUCUGGAUGAUCAUGUUAAGCUAUGGAGUUUUAAUGUUCUUCUAUGUGUUAUUUCAAGCGGUAAUUUCGCCAAUUUCGCUCGAUCAAUUCGCCUGGAGCCACGAGCAGUCGCUGUUUUACUUAGGAAUUUUACUCCCCAGCGGAACUGCAUGCUCUUGCGUAGUGUUUUUACUUCUACCUCAGCUGUGCCAACGGUUUAGUGAGCACAACGUGUUUGUAUAUUUCGCCAUGCUGCCUCUAUUCCUUAGUCAAAUUGUAAUGAUCCCGAUAGGCUCCAACAAAAUUCAAAUAGCAGUGCCACAAAAUGGAAGUGAUACAGGACCAACAAACGGAUGUUCGAUUUCACAGGAAUGGUGCAACAGUGUACCAUCCAUAAACCACUAUCAGCUCGUUGUUUCCUAUGCCCUGCUUUGUAUUUCAUUUUCGGUAGGAAUUGCGAUUAGUCAAACGAUACUUUCGAAACAUCUUGGUACUAGACCCCAGGGAAAUUGGAUGGCCCUUUACACGAGCAUUGGUGGUAUUAUGCGUAUCAUUGGACCUGGGGGCGUUAUGAUAUAUGUUAGUCUUGGCACGUACUGGUUGUUCGGACUAGGCUCAGCUGUGUCAGGACUUGUACUCAUGUGGGUAUGGAUGUGUAAAGGACAUUUGCGAUAUUCAAAGAAGUCGAUUGUAGCAGCAGAGGUGCAGUUGAUGUUGAUCCAACCAAAACAAUGAGAUUCACAUAGAUUGUAGAACACAUACACAACUAUUUUAUUCAAAAUCAUUUACUCGUCGCUUGAUGUGAGUCAUUUUUGUUUUCCAUAGCCAUGGCCUCAUCGAGUGUGUCAGGAAGAUCAGUAUUAAGCGUUUCAGGAAAUUGGAGAAUUGCAAUACCGGAAGUAAUGCCGAGGCAGCCGAAAAGUAUCAUUGGAAGGGGCUCCCAGAAUUUUGAUAACAGUGGCGUUUGCGGUGCUACCAUCGAUCCAAUACG
Molecule: messenger RNA, 1744 nt
Organism: Anopheles coustani
Lineage: Eukaryota; Metazoa; Arthropoda; Insecta; Diptera; Culicidae
Product: major facilitator superfamily domain-containing protein 8-like
Exons: 3
Coding region: 1-1488 (495 amino acids)
Biological process (GO): transmembrane transport
Cellular component (GO): lysosomal membrane
Molecular function (GO): transmembrane transporter activity
Source: RefSeq, a predicted model, not a curated record